Messenger RNA from Neurospora tetraspora, 433 nucleotides. RefSeq lists its product as uncharacterized. The transcript has 3 exons. The coding region runs from base 74 to 433 and encodes 119 amino acids. Lineage: Eukaryota; Fungi; Ascomycota; Sordariomycetes; Sordariales; Sordariaceae. The record is from RefSeq and is a predicted model, not a curated record.
GAUAGUUCUCUCGUUAGUAAUGCGUUCUUGAUGGCUUUAAUGGAAAUUUGAUGGUUGUUGCAACUAUGUGUUGAUGAUGAAGAGAGCUGCUGUUGUUGUUGUUGCUUGUGUUGUUGGUGUUUUUGGUGUUGUUGGUGGUGUUAGUGGUGUUAGUGGUGUUGCUUGCGUUGUUGCCGUUGCUGGUGGUGCUCCGGCUGUUGACCGAGGUGAUGGCGGUACUGCUGCUGCCAAUAGUGAUGGCGGUGGUGUUACUGCUGUCUUUAGUAAUGGCGGUAGUAUUGCUACUACCUUUAGUAAUGGCGGUAGUAUUACUACUGCCUUUAGUAAUGGCGGUAGUGUUACUACUACCUUUGGUAAUAGCGGUGGUAUUGCUAUUGCCUUUAAUAAUAGCAGUGGUGUUGCUGCUGUUGAGAAUGAAAUAAUUAAAUAUUGA